Molecule: messenger RNA, 1515 nt
Organism: Maudiozyma barnettii
Lineage: Eukaryota; Fungi; Ascomycota; Saccharomycetes; Saccharomycetales; Saccharomycetaceae
Gene: UBP6
Product: ubiquitin-specific protease UBP6
Exons: 2
Coding region: 1-1515 (504 amino acids)
Biological process (GO): protein deubiquitination; regulation of proteasomal protein catabolic process; proteasome-mediated ubiquitin-dependent protein catabolic process
Molecular function (GO): protein binding; proteasome binding; cysteine-type deubiquitinase activity
Source: RefSeq, a predicted model, not a curated record
AUGAGUGAAUCCACUUUUGAAUUUAAUGUAAAAAAUGCUGGGAAAAAUUACCCAAUAACUUUGACAUCUUCAGAAUCGAUUUCAGAUUUGAAACAAAAAAUCGAAGAGUUAACUCAGAUUCCAAUUGCUCGUCAGAAGUAUAUGAUUAAGGGAGGUUUAUCCGAUGACUCCGUAACUAAUAUAUCCACUAUUAUUAAACCAGGAUCAACUUUAAUGUUAUUAGGUACUCCUGAUGCUAAUCUCAUUUCCAAACCAAAGGUAAAAAGUCACUUCAUUGAGGAUUUAAGCCCAGAUCAGCAAGUUCAACAAUUUAAUGAAAUACCAAUUGGUUUAAAAAAUAUGGGUAACACAUGUUAUAUGAAUGCUACUCUGCAAGCAUUGUAUAGAAUUGAACCAUUAAGACAAAUGGUUUUAAAUUAUGAUGCCAUUAACGACAGUUCCAGUAGUAACCCACAAACAGACGUUCAUUAUAAGUUAGUCCUAGAGAUGAAGCGUUGUUUUGAAGGUUUACAAAAGAAAAAUUUUAAAUCAAUUAUGCCAGUGGUUCUUCUUAAUGUAUUGAGAAAGGCGUAUCCCCAAUUUGCCGAAAGAGAUCAAAGUUCAGGGUUCUUUAAACAACAAGAUGCCGAAGAAUUGUUAACUCAAUUAUUCCAUUCCUUAAAUGUGGUUUUUGGUGAUAAAUUUGGUGAAGAUUUUAGAAUUCAAUUUAGAACAACUACAACGGACACAGCAAAUGCAAAUGAUGUCACUGUUAAAGAAGAAGAAAGUGAUAUUAAAUUGCAAUGUCAUAUUUCUGGUACUACCAACUUCUUAAAGGCAGGUCUUAUUGAUUCCUUGAAUGAAAAGAUCGAAAAGAGAUCCGAGACAACAGGUGUUAAUUCUGUAUACACUGUUCAUAAAGAAAUUAUUAGAUUACCAAAACUUUUGAUGGUUCAAUAUGUGAGAUUUUUUUGGAAAAGAUCAACAGGUAAAAAGUCCAAGAUUCUUCGUAAAGUUGUUUUCCCUUUCCAAAUGGAUGUUACUGAUAUGUUAGAAAGCACAUAUCAAAAGGAAAAAAUAGAAGUUCGUGAAAAGUUAAGAGAGGUUGAAAAGGAGAAGACAGAAAAAGAACGUGAAUUGAAGAAAAGGAAGUUAUCUGGUAAUAACAGUGAAGAUAAUGUGGCAAGUGAUGUUGUUAUGACUCCAAGGGAGGAGUUUGAAACUAAGAAAGCUUUGGAAGAAAGUCAAACAGAAUUCUGGAAGGAUGAAUAUAAGAAAAAAUUUCCAGAUAAUCUUACCCAAGGUGAAAAUCCAUCAUCUGUUUAUAAUCUAAUUGGUAUUAUUACGCAUCAAGGUGCUAAUUCUGAAUCCGGUCAUUAUCAGGCCUUUAUGAAGGAUGAAAAAGACGAUAACAUUUGGUAUAAAUUUAAUGAUGAUAAAGUAAGUAUAAUAGAAAAGGAAAAGAUAGAAAUGCUAGCUGGUGGUGGUGAAAGUGAUAGUGCAUUGAUCCUACUAUAUGAAGGUUUGGGAUUAUAG